AUCAUAUGGGAAAUAGCUCAUUUUGAGAUCUAAUGCUUAGAAUUUCAGAGAUCUUCGGUACAGAAAUCUCAGUUCGAACACGAUAAACACUAGAAGAAUCCUUUCGAAGAGGUGAAUUUAUCUCUAAACAGAUCGAGAUGAGUCGAGAUCGAAAAGGUUAGAGGAUCACGCAUACCUGGAAAAUAGAAAGCGACGACGGAGUCCGGCGAAGGAGAGACUGAUCGGUGAACACGUUCACAGAGAUAACCAAACGCCGACGAGGAUGACGGUUGAAAAAAACCUAGGAAACGGGAAAUUGGGUUUAGAUCAAACAUAAUGGGCCUUUUUUAAACGAGCCCAAUAUUGGCCUAUGAUUGCAAAAUCAAAACACAGCGUUUAAUGACGACAGCGAAAUGCUUCUUGUUGUCACUUGUCAGUAGAGAAGAAGACUCGAGUCAUCCGCAGGAAAGAUUCGAUUUGAGAAUAAGGGAUUGUGGAAAAUCUUGAGCGAUGGCGGAGAGUGCGGUGGACGGGAAGGGGAAUCCGAUCCCUACGUCGGCGGUUUUGACAGCGUCGGCGAAGCAUAUAGGAAUCAGGUGUAUGCCGGAAAACAUGGCGUUCCUGAAAUGCAAGAAGAAUGAUCCUAACCCAGAGAAAUGCCUCGAAAAGGGACGUGACGUCACUCGCUGUGUGCUUGGCCUGCUGAAAGAUCUUCACCAGAAAUGCCCAAAGGAGAUGGAUGCUUAUGUCGGCUGCAUGUAUUACUUCACAAAUGAGUUUGAUUUGUGUCGGAAAGAGCAAGAAGCAUUCGAGAAAGCUUGCCCCUUGAAAUGAGAAUUCAACUUCAUGGUGUGUCUACUACCUAGUACCUGCCUCGAUAUAUAGUACAAACUAAUGAAUUAAAAUGGAUUGCACUUCAGUUUCUAAUAUUGGUAUGACAGUUUCAAACACCAACUUAUUACAUUCUAAAUAACUCGUUUUUGUUCUAUGGAAAAUCCGAAAAUGUUAUACUACUUAUAGCUCUGCUCAUAACUUGACCUUCAAGUAA
Messenger RNA from Eutrema salsugineum, 1027 nucleotides. Its product is annotated as NADH dehydrogenase [ubiquinone] 1 alpha subcomplex subunit 8-A. The transcript is spliced from 3 exons. The record is from RefSeq and is a predicted model, not a curated record. NCBI's taxonomy places the organism in Eukaryota, Viridiplantae, Streptophyta, Magnoliopsida, Brassicales, Brassicaceae. The coding region runs from base 490 to 813 and encodes 107 amino acids. Gene Ontology annotation, biological process: mitochondrial electron transport, NADH to ubiquinone.